AUGGACGUAGAGUCGGGCAAAACUCCAGUUCAGUUGCCUUUGUCCGCACUCGACGCCAUCGACCCAGAUACCUUCAACUGGAACGCGUAUAUUGGAACCUACAAGGGCCGCGCACUCAUCACUCGCCUCUCCCACAUACCCAAGCUUGUCCUUUCUCAGGCCAAAGCGUCCCCAAACGCCCGUAAACUCGCUCGCGUUGCUGCACUCCGCGCCAUUCCUCUCAUCAAGGAGCAAACAUGGGACCACAACCUUUAUCUCCGCCUCGUCUCGCAAAUCGACCAGACGCUCAACCCCGGCAAGACUCGCGCGACUGACGAUGCAAUGGACGUUGACGCGGCGUAUAGCAAGAAGGGGUCUGAGGCAGAGGGCACUCCAGACUCGCUCUGGGUCCAGGUAGCGCGGGACAAGGAGGAGGCAGAGAACAACCGUCUCAAUGUCGAGCUGAACGGCUACAUUGCCAACCUGAUCAAGGAGAGCAUUCGCUUGACGUACCUGGCACAGGCCGAGCUGGCGCUCAAAACCGGUUCUCUGGUCGAGGCGCUCAGGGCUUGGCAGCAGGUGCGAGAGAACUGCAGUGGCGCAGCCCACUUUGUUGAGUUGGGUCUUGCCGUCCUCGAGGGCUCUCUCCAGUUCAACGACACGAGUGUUGUAUCUGGCAACGCAGCCAAGACAUCGGCGUCCCUCGACCGGCUCCAUCCUGUCAAGGACGCGAGCGACGCACCCGUCAGCUCGACAAUGACACGCGCUCAGGUCGAGAUGAGCCGCACCCAGGCUGCGCGAUCGGCCGAGGUGCGGCGAGCCGUCGGUGUCAAGCUCCGUGUCGCGAGGGGCCUCCUGGCCAUCGACUCACUCGAGUUCAGCCGCGCGGCCUGUGAGCUCGGCGAGAUUGGCGAGGAGGGCGGCCUCGGGGAAUGGGACGGCGUCGUCAUCUCUACCGCUGAUCUCGCUUUCCUCACGGCCAUCCUUGCGCUCGCAUCCGGUAGCCGCGAUUACAUCAAAGAAGUCCUUCUCGACCGCCCGUCGUUCCAUGCUGCCAUCGACGACUCGCAGCCGUGGAUUCUUGACCUGGUCCGCGCGUUCGUAGGCGCAAACUACGGAGAAGCGCUCACGAUUCUGCGCAAGGCUGAGCCCUACAUGCUCCUGAAUCCUUUUAUCGCGCCUCAUACACCUGUCCUUCUGCAGAAUAUCCGCCAGCGUGCAGUCGUUCAAUACGUCACGCCGUUCUCUUCGGUGCGCAUCUCGCAGAUGGCCGAGGCGUUCGAGACGGAUGAGGACUCGAUGGUUUACGAAGUGUGCCAGCUCGCUGAAGACGGGGCCAUCAGCGCGCGUGUCGACCUCGUCGACCGUGUGUUUAACAUCAAGGAGGCGGAUCCCCGUGCAGAGGCGUUUCGCUCAGCACUCGAGGGGGGUUACAAGAUCACAGCCGCGACGCAGGCCAACGUGUUCCGCAUGAGACUGAAGGAGGCUGGCGUGACAGUGGACAUGGGUGAUGAUGAGGGGGGCGGCAGCAAGAUCAGCAAGCCGCUCGGGCAGUCCAAGUCGCGCGGGGCCAAGGACUGGAAGGCUCCGUGGCACGCGUAA
This is a messenger RNA of Cutaneotrichosporon cavernicola, 1581 nucleotides long. RefSeq lists its product as uncharacterized. The coding region runs from base 1 to 1581 and encodes 526 amino acids. Lineage: Eukaryota; Fungi; Basidiomycota; Tremellomycetes; Trichosporonales; Trichosporonaceae. The record is from RefSeq and is a predicted model, not a curated record. Gene Ontology annotation, cellular component: COP9 signalosome. The transcript has 5 exons.